Messenger RNA from Plasmodium inui San Antonio 1, 3168 nucleotides. RefSeq lists its product as hypothetical. The transcript has 2 exons. Lineage: Eukaryota; Apicomplexa; Aconoidasida; Haemosporida; Plasmodiidae. The record is from RefSeq and is a predicted model, not a curated record. Bases 1 to 3168 code for a protein of 1055 amino acids.
AUGGAAAUUAAGAAAAGCAAAAGAAGUAGAGUAUCCACUGAGGGGAAAGAAUUAAACAGAAGGAUACACCUGAAUAAUAACCACAAAAACGAGAGUGUAAAAAGGAUUAUGCAUUGCAACGAUUCGGAGGAUAAAAAACACACAGAUAGUAAUUCCAACAUUUUAAGUAACACGUAUGAUAACAUCUAUGACGACCUCUCAUCCAACUAUGAGGACAGUGCAUGCAAAUCUAAUGACGACUUGACGGAAUUUUAUCUGUACAAAGAAAUUAACAACCAUAAGUAUAACAACAAUUUGUACGACUUCUACUUGAGUAAGUUUAAUAGUAACUUCGAGGAAAAGGACAAGCUGAAAGACUCCAACGUGAGUCUUAUUAAUAAAAUUUCUCGCAUAAAGAAGAAUCACAAAUAUGGAGGUAAAAAUGAUGAAAAAAAGACAAGAAGGGUGAGAGACCCAAAUGUCAAUGAAAGGAUGGCAGGUGAGAAACACCCAGGGAGGGACGAGCACCGGGAGGAGCGUUCCACCUAUCGUAACGUCAAGAAUCAUCAUACAGACCCGUAUGAUAAAGAAAAUGAGGACAAACUAGCCCAGUUGAGAAAGAAAUAUAAGCACAUCAUGCUUGAUUCGUCGCAAGAACCACUCAAUGGUGACCCAACAAAGGGGCGUUCCAUAAAACAGACAGACCAAAUGAAGAAAGAAAAAAAUCAAGACCAAAAUGAGGACCAAAAUGAGGACCAAAAUGAAGACCAAAAUGAAGGCAAAAAAGAAGGCGAAAAUGAAGGCCAAAAUAGAGGCGGCCAUAAUAAAGGGCAAAAUGGCGAGAAAGAAAAUCUGUACAACAUCUACUUCAACACGCUGAUAAACAAAUGUGAUUACACCAUUUCAUGUUACAUGUACAAGAAAACAAAUGCCACACAUAUUUAUAGAAAAAAAAUCCUAGUUUUAAAGAAGCAUUUUUUAAUUAUAAAUAAAUUUAAACAAAAUAUUAGUAACAUCUACACGGUUAUGCACCGAGAUGUGUAUGAUAUAUCUCAUUCUAGAUAUGGACAUAUAUACAAAAGUUCGAACAACAUUUACAAAUUUAGUGUGUAUGCGAAACGAUUGAGCAAAACGGAUGGCUCUUCCACCUCAGAUAAUAGUAAUUUUUUUUCUUUAAAAAAAAAAAAAAAAAAGAAGAAAAAUAAUUACAAAAUAUCAAAUGAUGGAUACCACUUCAACAAUGAGCAGAUUCGUUUGGCUAACCACAAUGUGAAUGUUAUUAUCGAGUUGAUAAAUUUAAUGAAAAUGAUUUCUAUCUAUGGUUCCAUAAAAAAGUACAUGAAAAUACUCUUCUUCAAGUACACCAAAAAUGUCUUUUUAAAGAAUUACGAGUUAUAUUAUUCUUCCCCCAAAUAUUUCAACGUGCUGAAGAAAUUCUACAAGUCGAUUCAUGCCAGUGCUUAUAAUUACAUAUAUGUAAAUAUUUUAAAAAUUAGGAACUUAGAACAAAUUAAGUAUAAUUACAUAUAUGCCAUAAUUGACGUGGAUAAUUUUUUGUACCACUACAAGUAUGAGUACAAUAGGGACAUGUUCAUACCGCUUUUCACGGAUAGGCAGAAUAAAGUAAUAUUCUACUUUUACACAGACUUGGAUUUGUAUCUAGGACAUUUUACUCUACACAAUUAUGAAAUUGAGAAGCACAUUGAUUUUGAUUUAUACAAAAAGGCGGAACUGAGUAGUUUACAAAUCCAGACCGAUUUCUUUUUAACGAAAAAUACCAAAUACAGAAACACGUCAAUGUAUAGCUCCACGUCGUCUAACAGGACGGAAAAAUUAUUCAGCUCUUUUUCCAAUCAAACGAAUGACCAGGUGUCAAAUGGGCUUUCUCUCCUUAACCAGAAAAAUAUUUUCUUCGAUAAGAAUUACUUUUUUGUGAGAAAAUUACAUAAUGACCAAAAAAAAAAUACACAAAAAAAUAUCAGAUAUGAAUCCGACUCGAAUGAUGAUAACUUGUAUGUCCAUAUAUUUAUAUAUAAAAGUAAAAACCGAUUUGAGUACUUGCUACCGUCUCAAAACACCACCAAUGUGCUUUGCAAUGAUGAGAAUCUCUCCAUGACAUAUAACAACGUUAACAAUAAUUACCAGUUGGUUAAUAUAUUUCUAAAUAAUAUCAAACGCACAAUGCAGAUAAAAAACAGAUUCAACUAUAUCUUCGAUAAAGUGAACGGCAUAUUCGAAUUUAGAAGCUUCAUCAUUUCGAUCAUUUCAAUUCUUUACCUUUUUUUCUGUUCCUACUUUAAGAACUACAUACAUAUUGUGCUCCUUCUAACCGUGGCAUUUCUGAUAUACAUAAAUAACGAGAAGAAUUACGAUUUUUGCAAAAACAUCUUGUACGAUUUUCCAAUUCUGUACCUCUUUUUUCCCCAUAAAAUUUUGUGUAAAAUAUCGAAGAAGUCCAAUCUGUACCACCUACACACGUUUCUGCACAUUUUCAUUCUGCACAGAUUUCCCUCCUUCUUUCAAUACUUGUAUAAACAUUACAAAUCCAAGUGCUUGUACUUCUUUGCCUACACCCCUGCUUACCUAGGGAAGUACUGCAAUGAUCAAUUCUUAGACAAAAGGAGUACUGAGCACAACAGAAGUAAACUCUCCUUGGGUAGGUUCUCCAAGGUGAAAGCGAGUAGGAGGAAGAGCCUCGAAGAUGGGCACGAUAGAGGCUCUACGAGGAGAGGUGUUCGGGGCAAGGAGAGACAAGCGAAGGAAGAUUCACUUCUGAGCCCAACCUAUGGCAACAACGCAGGGGAUGGGAAAAUGGUAAUCUGCCAGGAGGGCAACAAUGCCGUCGUAGUUCGUGCCACUGUGGGUAACAGUGCUAUUUCUGGGAACGAGGAGCGAGGAGAUGUUCCCAAAUCAAGCAGUGACAUCUUUCGCGAGAGAGGAGGUUCCAAUUGCGAAGAAAAAAUCAACUUCAAUUUUGAAGCCAGUAUUAUGGAUGGCAGAAACGGUCAAGGUCAGAAUAUUCACCGCAAGGGGAAUGUACUCUUUCCAGGGGAAGCGGCGAGAAAUAGAAAGGAGGGGGAACACGACGAAGUCGGCGAGGAAAACAUUAUUUUGAACGAAAUACUUCGUUUUUUUCAAAAUAUAAUUAUACCUUUGAUGAUGACGUUGAAAAUUAUUCUGAAGAUCUAG